AUGGCCACAGGAUCAUUCUUUCCGCGAAUCGAGUCCGUAUUCUACGCCGUCUUCGACGUCCGACAAGGUCCAAAAAUUGUAUAUCAAGUCCCAGAGGGUCUCAUAGGAACCAGCGCAUCUGCCAGUUCGGCUAGCAGCACCAGCAGUAGUGUCUCACCGUUUCUGACUUCAUCUUCGUCGCCCUCGCCGGUCACACCAGACAGUCCAGCCCUUCCUCGUCUUGACUCGCGCACUCUGCUCAGCCCGCGAAAACGCCCAGCUUCGGCCGCGGAAGUCCUCUUCAAUUUCGAUGACAUCUCUAAAUAUGUCAUACCGCAGAGCGCGCUGUGCGGGAGGUUGGUUAUCUGUGCUACUGGGAAACACCGAAUAAUAGGCUUUCCUGUCGAGUUGCGAGGAAGCUAUGAGCGCAACUACUUCCGAUAUAACUUGUGCUUUGUGUUUGAACGUACCGCCGAUCUGAGUUGUUACGAGCCUAUUAUCCGCAAAGUCAGCCGGGUCCUGACAAAUUGUGAGGAGGAGUCUGGCUUUCUUUCGUCGCCGCAAAGUUCGCCUGCCAUUCACGCUAUUCUCGAGCAACUAUAUGAAGAUCUUACCUCGUACUCUGAGACGUCUAUACCCGUCGAUAGGUUCAAUUCCAUAGACUUAAAAGUAUUUCCCUUCUAUCCCAAUCCACCGCCAGUGAAAGACUGGAUGGUGCCCCUUGCUCUAAUAGGCCUGACCAAAAGGAUUGAGCCUAACUGGGAUUUGACGAUGGUCAGGAUUUGUCAACACAUAGAUGGUACGAACCAUGUCAGUCGCAUUGCGCGGCUUGCGGAUUGUGACAUUGACCUGGCCCGUCAGGCUAUUGCACACCUGCUGUAUUACCAAGUGAUCAUGAUGAUUGAUAUAUUCCAAUACUCGAACAUGUAUACCCUUCGCACCAGCAUACAAUGGCUGGCGGACGAGUCCAACGUUAGAGAUGAGUGCGGUCCAUACGCCACGCGGCCAGGGGAGCCAAUAGCCGACUGGCCGAAGCUGCUGCACCUGUAUUCUCGUCUCAAGCCUGGGAAGACGGUACGAGAAUGGAUGGAGGAGUAUGAUGUACAAUCGUACGGGAUUGACGUCCGUCGGUUUACCAGCUUCGGUGUGAUCAAAGGCUUCCUGCGGCGCGUACAUCGCUGGCCCAUUCUCCUUCGCGAAUCGCAGACACAAUCCCCCGAACGUCUUUCCCUCGGCCGGAGGCGCGGGCAGAGCUUUGCCGCCAUGGCAAGUAACCAGCUGCCUGCUGCGCGUCCCGGCGCAGAUCCCACUCGCUCGCGUGGUCGUCCUCAAGAUCCCGUACCGACCAUCUCCUCCACUGGCGCCGAGAUUGCGACUACGAAAGUGUCUAUUUCCAAUGCACCUCUCCAGCCUACUCGACGUGCAAGUGUCGCCGAGAGCUCUCUCGAGCGACUGCGCGCUCGGGACACGCGCAAGGCCGCGCAUCAAAUCUUCACCAGUCCUUCGCGCGCCGGGCCGCCGGGCUCACCGACUCCUGCAACUGCUGGCCCUCGUGCGUUGCGAGAUAUCUUCGACGUCUCAACUGUGGACCCCGUUGGGGCUCAACGCUUGGGAUUGGGAGCCGGUACGACGUCUUCCACCUUAAGCUACCUCCGCCCGCGGCCGUCGCGUUCUCCCUCUGCACCUGCGGUAUCGCAUGUACAUGCGCAGGUCCCAAUGGGCCCGUCAUUCCCGCAAGAGCUACUUCCGUUGCUGGACGGAGAGCAUCAUACGGACGAGCUCUGCACGCGGUUCGAGGUGGGCUGGCCAGUGAUGAAGGCGUGGUUGAUGCUUGCUGGUGGAGGGAUGGGAGACGAGGAUUACGGACAGGUUUCAAUCAUCUAUCGAUGA
Laetiporus sulphureus 93-53 is the source of this 1869-nucleotide messenger RNA. Its product is annotated as NPR2-domain-containing protein. Gene Ontology annotation, biological process: positive regulation of autophagy; negative regulation of TORC1 signaling. The transcript is spliced from 6 exons. Gene Ontology annotation, molecular function: GTPase activator activity. The coding region runs from base 1 to 1869 and encodes 622 amino acids. The record is from RefSeq and is a predicted model, not a curated record. NCBI's taxonomy places the organism in Eukaryota, Fungi, Basidiomycota, Agaricomycetes, Polyporales, Laetiporaceae. Gene Ontology annotation, cellular component: GATOR1 complex; vacuolar membrane.